AAACAUAAAAAUCAUCUAAAAAUUGAACCAGAUACAGAAAGUAUCUCGGACCAUCGAAAUAAUUAUGUAGGACGCUCAAGCUAGAACGUCGAAACUCUUAUUUUAAUGGUCCAACAAAAUUAUUUUCAGAUCUGCGUCUAGCUAAAUUUUCAGACACCUCAUUCCUGUCAAACUACUCGUAUUUCACAAUUUCCACAGAACCCGACGAGGAGUUUAUUUUUGCGGGAAAAAUCUUCAUAAACCUGAAAUAUACUUGAAACUCUUAAAAAUUUCAAUUACACGAGGCAUUGUAAAAAUUUUCCUCGUCGGGGUGGAGAACCCGACUGCGGCUUCCAAAAGGAAUGAAUAUCCGUGAAAGAAAGAGACGAAGAGGAAGAAGAAAAGAGACAAGGCGCGUCGAGACGGCGAGAGGUCGCGCCGCCGAUCCCGACCGGUGGCCCGAGCGAGCCGCGUGCCGCGGCCGACGGCUAUCGCCGACGGCUAUCGUUGUUUUGUAGGAGGUGACGAUAACGAUGACGCGACGUCGUCGUCAGGAGGGAGUAAUGCGCAUCGUGCUCGCGAAUUCCCCCAUGGCCGGGCCGCGGACGGCAGUAUCACCGUGACCAUCGCGCCGGUUAUGGCCGCGAACGACGACGGCGACGACGCCGAUGUCAUCACGUUCACCGCGGCUCACGUUCACCGAUUUUUGCGCGCGCGUCUCACGACGACGACGAUCGGUUUGUCCGUUCGUUGGCUGGUGCGCACACGCCGCGGAAGAUUAAUCCGCGAGACAACUCCGUCCGUCAUCUCUCGCGAGAUUGAGUUUCACGCUUGAUCGAUUUCACGGGUAAGGCACUCGUCUCCCCCGCCACCAGCGCCGAGUUCGGGUCCUGGUCCAGGAGAUCCGGCAUCCCCCAGGUCCGUACAGAAGGAGAACUCGCCGCCUCGCGGUCCUCGAACUCUCCUGCUCCGGCGUGGCGAGAAUGGCUACGGGUUCACGCUGCGGCAUUUCAUCGUCUAUCCGCCCGAGUCUUGCUGCAUGCUGCCAGGACAUGAGCGGACCAAGAUCGACGAGCCCAUGGACACGAUCUUUGUGAAGCAGGUGCGCGCGAAUUCGCCGGCGGCUGAGGCUGGAUUGCGCACCGGUGAUCGCGUCGUCUCUGUCGACGGGACGCCCACCCGGGGCGAACAAUACUCCAGCGUGGUGCAACGCAUUCAACAAGCGGGCCCGUGGCUGCGACUCCUCGUGGUCUCCAAGGAAGACGACAUUUUGCAGCGGUAUUUCGGCGACACGGCACAUAAUCCCGAGACGAAUCAACGACCGCGGUUGCGUUCUCCGGAAAGACUGUCGCAGAAGCAACGCAGAUCGAUGAGCAGCAUGAUCCCGGGCGGAUCGCCGAGAACGCGGCAGUCUUGGGUUUGCUCUCUAUCGUCAUCCGAGAGUCCAAAUCAUCACGAGGAAACGAUGUGCAGAAUGCCGCCGUCAACGAUGUCGCAAGUUCCGAUAGUGGAUUCUAAGAUUGCGAGCACACUGCAGCAGCAACAGCGGAGAGGUGUGUUAGACGCAGGCGCGUUAUACGAACAUUCGGACGAUUCUCGAAUUUCGGGGAGGAAGCUGCAAUUGUUGCGCGAAGAUAACGUACAGUCGAGCGGCCGAUUGUCUCUGGAUUCGAAGUACGACCUGUACGACAGAACGCGGCCUGAGUCGGUGUACUCGCGGCCGAGCAACGAUCAACUCUACGACAGGAUCAAUGAUCCGAUUUACGAGCGUGUGCGCGUCACCGAGCACCAACCGCAGCAUUAUUACCAGCCAUCUUUGCUACGUUAUCCGGUGUCGCAAGCGGAGCCGCAAGUACCGAUCUACCGGCCGAUCAAGCGAAUGGUGGCGCGACGUGCCAGCGAGGGCAGCGGUACCAUCGAUUCCGAGACGGCGUGUUACGGCAGCAUCGACGCGCUGAGAUCGAAUGAAUCCAGCAGGUUGAGCAUCGACUCGAGACGAGACUCGUCGCCUGUCGCUAGCAAAGACAGCAUGUCUCCCUAUGAUUCCAAUUCGACUCUGACCGGCAACGAGUGCUCUGACGAUUCCGUCAUCAUGAACAGACUGCGCAAAAGUUUCGAGCAGAAGGCGGAAUUUUUGCGGCGACCGAGUCACCCUAUUGGCUGGUCUGCCGAGCCAUCGUCGUCGUUACUAACAAAUUUCAACAACCAAGCUGCGGUAAUCCAGAGGGAAUUCUACGCGAGACCACAAAAGCUGCAGAGACAAAUCUGGCCACCUGGCCAGAAUGAGCAACAGCAGAGACAGCAAUCUCCUACGAGAAGGUCUUCUCUAGAGAGAAAUAUCAUUACGAAGCCCGUCACAAAUUUGGUAAAUAAGCCGUCAAAUCAAAGCGUGCAGAGGAUAAAGGAUGUGGACUCUUUGGAGUAUUCGAAGCCGCGGAAUGAUCAACAAUUGGGGGACAAUCAAUCUAUCACUGGAGAUCACUGCUACUCGUCAUCCCUUCCCUAUGAUAAUGAACUCGCGAAAGAACAGCAAUACCGAAGCACGGGUAAAGGUAGUUUCGUCAGCAUCCUGUCGAGAAUACACGAGAACAUUAGUAUGAAUCAGCAACAGACAUCGCAGGAGGCGCGAAACGGUUCUUCGUCGCUACCGUCUUCUCCGGGACCGGAUAAGAAAAGCGGUGACAGAUUUCCGGUACCGCCGCAGGGUUUACAGAUCGUCUCGAGACGCGCCAAACAGUUUGAGUCCGGUCGUUUGCUGAGCGACGAGGACGAGCCCGCUGGCGAUCGGACGAAUCUUUACAAGAGCGAAUUGUCCAGAUUGUCGAAUAAGCGAAGUGUACCCAAUGUGGCUGUGCGAAAACGAGAGUUCGAGUCUAAAGCCGAGAACCAAGACUCGAGGAGGCUACCGGUCAGAGAAACGAAAUCUCUUGACACUGGUGCAGUAUUGACAGGCAACAGAAUAAUUCCUAUAGGCAGCAAGCAUAUCCAUUGCGAGCCACCAGCCGACUAUAAAGAAAGUAAAGAUGUGCCUACUAUGGAGACAGAAUCAGUGCGUUUGAGAGCACGCAGCAACAGCGCGGAGUCCUGGGAAGCUACGAAUGGUCCAACGGCGCGAGGUAGCGCCAGGCAUACGUGGCAGACCGCCGAUGAUGAAGGUAGCACCGAAGACAAUAGUAAAACCUACCGCAACCAGGACAAUUAUUUGCAGUCAGCCAAACUGCAAAUCGCACCAGUCAAUGGUUCUUCGCCCAACGGCUCGACCAAUAACGCCGCGGUACUUAGGCGACAGAAGAAUGCACAGAUCAAUGACGAGGACCGCGCUACUAGACGGGUUUCGUACCUGAAGGCGACAUGGGGCGAGCGAAUGCACGUCGACAGCGAUCUAGAGCUCAGCGAUUCCGAACCCGUUCAUAUUCAUAGAAGCAAUAGCAUCGUAACGCAUAAUACGUCAAACAGCUGCGAUGGAACUACGAAGGAUGUCGAACCAGUGGAACGAGAGGGAACACUCCACGUUAAAUUCACAGUGCUCGACGGCAAGCGAUCUACCGAUCGUUCUUGGAAGCAAGUUUGGGGUGUUCUUCGUGGUCCUAUAAUAUAUUUUUACAAAGAUCGUCAUAGUCAGAGUCCUUCAUUGAGCACUGAAAGCGAGACAAAUGCAGGACAGAGCGUCGACGUUAGGUGUUCGGUGGUCGAUGUCGCCGACGACUAUACGAAGCGGAAACACGUGUUGCGAGUGGCAAAUCCUACGGCGGAGGUACUUUUACAAACCGAAGAUGCAGCAUCUAUGGCUCUCUGGUUAAGAUCACUUCAUUCUCACGCCGCCGUAGAAAAAUCAACGGACGCCGUAUCUUGCACAUCGAAACAACAAGCCGUUCCCCAGACUCCAACGGGUCCCGCAAUUCCGAAUAGCGGCGUUCCUCCGAGCAACGCUCAACGAUUGAGUCCUCUGCCGAGCCACAAAGGCAUCAAGAAACUAACGUCAUUUAGGAAUCGAUCGCCGACAGGUCAAUCGCCAGUGAAUAAGACGCGCAAACCGAGUAAUCAGAUGGUGGAACCUUUACCAUCGCCCAAGUCGAAGACUUGGAAGGGAAGGAUGGCGAAACAGUUUAGGAGGAUGCAUGGACAGACCGGUGCGCCAUCCUCACCUACGGCGCAAUUACCGCCGGAAGGAGCCACUUUCAAAAUGCCUCUUGAACUCUGUCCACCGUCUUCGUUUUCUGAGUACGUGCCACUAAUCGUCGAGAUGUGUACGAGCAUCGUCGAGGCAAGGGGUCUUGAGAUUGUGGGAAUCUAUAGAGUACCAGGAAACACCGCCGCGAUUGCUCAGCUUACAGACAGUGUUAAUAGAGGAUUCGAAAAUAUCAAUCUCCAGGAUCCGAGGUGGAGCGAUGUUAAUGUAAUAUCGUCGUUGUUGAAGUCAUUUUUCCGUCAACUUCCUGAUUCCUUGCUUACGGCGGAACUGUAUCCCAUGUUCAUCGACGCCGACAAGAUAGAAGAUCCACAGAGAAGAAUGACGACAAUACGAAAAUUACUACGAGAUCUUCCAGAACAUCACUUUGAGACACUGAAAUAUUUAAUGCAGCAUCUAAAGAAGAUAGUCGAGCAUAGCGAGAUCAAUAAAAUGGAGGCGAAGAAUUUAGCCAUCGUUUUCGGACCUACACUGGUGCGAGCGAGUGGUUCGAGAGACAAUAUGGUCACUAUGGUCACCGAUAUGUCGCAUCAAUGUAGAAUAGUCGAGAGUCUGCUGAAUAACGUCGAUUGGUUCUUCUCAGAGGACGAUCUGGAUGAUUUAAGUAGAUUGAGCGUAAAUUUGAGCCUUCCCACCGAUAGUUGCGAAGUUGAUCCAGCAUCCAAUCACAGUCUUUUAUUAAACAACAUUCAGAAAAUCGAAGGCAUGCGUGAUAUGGCAUCUGCUAGAGACAUCGUAUCUUCAAUCAUAUCCGCAGCUAAUAAAAAGAUACAAAGAAGACGGAAGACUCAAGACGAAAUCGACAACAGUGAACACGAUAAUGAUAAGGUAAAAUCGAAGCAAGAAGCGGAGAAUUUGCCGACGAUUCGACAGAGCAUGGCCUUAAACGAGCGACAAUGUUCUGUCAGCGAGAUCGUGCAGAUGCACGAGAGCAAGACUCAAUCGAAUCAUUCUACGGAUCGUUCCCUGUCAGUUGACGGUAACAACAGCAAUUCGUCCCAAGGAACGUCGUCAUUAAAUCGUGCCAAGUACGCGAAUCAAUCCGCACCACCGUCUGUAGACGCUACGAGACUGUCGAUCGAUACUGGUCUUAAUUCAGCGGACACGGGCUCUACUGUGUCCAGCAACGCAUCCAACCAGACGAAACAAAGUAAUGAUGAAGUAGCGAUUUUGACGUAUGCCGGAUUGAGUGCGACCACGCAAGAAAGAGUACGGAGAUUUGAGGAAGAAACGAAGGCGAUGCUGCAGAGAGAUCAGCAUCGGCAGAGACUCGAAGCUGAGAAGAGAGAGGAGGAAAAACGAAGAAUCGAGAUAGAGUGGCAAUUGGCGAAACGAGAGAUGGAGAAUGACGAUCUACUCGACAGUAUAGUCGACAAUACGGUGUCGCCAAGCCUCUUGUCGGAACGUCUGUCCGGUCUGAACGAGAGGCUUGCCGAUAAGUCAUUGGUAGAUCUAUCCGAGAGACAUGGUAGAUCGCGAUCGACCACGAGACCACCGCUAUCGAUAGCCGUGCAACAGCAUCCCGCGAUACAUCAGAAGGCGCAAGCUACCAAUCAGCUGACUAGCAUACUGGGGGAGAAGAUGAAUAACGGUGUCAUUAAAAAAUUCAAGACAGAUAAAGAUUCGUCAGUGGAGUCGAUCUGUCUACCACCAGUUCGAUACGGAAGUCUGGAUUCCUUGCACGAGGUUCACAAUCUCUCGCAGUCUUCCCCGUCACCGUCACAGCAGCAGCGAGGCCUUCCCGGCGACGGCUCGGAUGAUGCAGGAUCUUGUUUUCUGCAGUGGACACAGAAGAUACUCACUAUUAACAAAAAGCUUUCUAGGCAUACAGCAAGUCCGGGUUUUUGGUGGUACAUAUCGUCCCACCUGUACGGUACCGCAGGUCCCGGUAGCGCCGCCUCGAAAACACCGACCCAAUCGCCAAUGUCAAUGCCGGUGCCAGUCGCAGCAGUCCCAAUGCCAAUCCCCGUGUCAAUGCCAGUAUCAGCCUCAGGAUCAGGGACAACAGCAACAACAACCACGGCAACAGCAGCCGCCGCAGCAGCAGCAUCAUCGUUGGCAACUGCUGUCGCGUCUGCAGCAGUUACCGUAUCAUCAUCAUCGGCGAACAACGAGCCCGCCACCGCCGCCAAGACUCUAAACCGAUUCCUCCGAGGUAGCGACCUUCUAACGAGCCUUACGACUACGUUCGAUCGCAAAUGGAGGUCCCUCAUCAAUCAAUCGUCAAAUCUAGCACAGAAUCCUCCUCCGGAAGCUGGAUCUUGCAACAAGGACAUUACGGAGCAGCAGGAGCAAAAGCCGAGCGCGUCCCCGAGAUUCAAAUAUCCGUCUGCGGAAGCCUAUCGCGAUCCGAGUCUUCAUAAAUCGCUCGACAAGAGCCAUCUCUCUCGCUCGAAGGAUGACGCUCCCGAGAAAGACACCGACUCAACAGUAACCGACGACAUGCUACAUCCUUUGGAAUCCGUCACGCCGAACAACGACCGCGGCGCGAACGACAAGCAGAGGCCGGAAACGAAGUCUAUGACACAUAAUCACGCGACGGACAGUGAGGAUCAGAAGGAUGUGGACGAAGGGGAUGCUUGCCUGCGUACGGGAAACACGAAACGAUAUGAAUUGGCGAGUGAGAAAAAUUUUCAAGAAAACAAAUCGGAGAACAACGACAUUAGCGCGAAGGUAGAGGACAGUAACAGCAGGAGCCAUCAUUACGAGACCGGAGAUUCCAGUUAUUCCAACAAGCUGAAAAAAUUUGAGAGUCUAACGAACUCUCAGACAAGGUCCCGUCUGAAACGGUCGGAAUCUCUGAAUAAAAGAACGUGCGAGAACACCAGCUCGCGACUAAAGAGAUCGGAGAGUUUGAACAAACAUUCAACCGAGAGGCUGUCACCUCUUAAACGAUCAGAGAGUUUGAACAAACACUCUGGCGAUAGAUCAGAAUCGCCAGGCAGUAAGCUGAAGCGUUCAGAAUCGUUGACGAAGACCGAGAAGACUGAGUGCAACAUCAGCAAGCGACGACAGUCAGUGCGAAAGGAGAGCGCUACGAAGCUAAAGCGAAAGAACGGACUGUCGGAACGGUCGAUCAAACGACGACACACGGUUGGCAGCACCAAGGACUUCGACAAGGUGCACUGGCUCGACAAUAAACUACAGUCGGAGGCCGAGAGGGUCAUCAGGAGCGACUACAGACCGAAGAAAAGCCAGCUCAGAACCAGCUCACCCGAUCUCAGCACCAAUCGAGUCGGCAUAGCCGACACGAGCUUUUUAAUCGAGGUGAGCUUUCGCGGGCCCAGCAACGUCGUCUUCAAUGUGACCAACGCCGCUCGGCCACAAUCGUUGCCAGACGCGAGUCUCGCAUCCAAGGUUUUUAAGGUGCCCCUCGAGAGUCACGUGUAAUACGUGAUUCGAAUGAAUUACACAUUUCUAUAUUCAUCUUUGAAUAAUAUGUGCACGCAGCGCUGCUGUCAUAUCUAUACUUACCUGCCACACAUAAUUUUUUAAUACUUCUACCGGUUUAUAUUAUAUAUAAAUCGAACCAUAUCAAGAUUUUUAUAUAUUUUAUAUAUUAUAUAAAAGUAAUUGAAUCACAUUCACAUCUAAGUUCAUUCGCCGGAGACGCUGACAUUAUUCAUUAAUCGCCAGUGUGCCAAAGAGCUAUCAUCUUAUGAAUCAUUUAUCGUUAUCAAGCGAUAAUGUCGAAAAUUCGUUACGAUGGCUAGAAUGGAUUAGAUAAAGGAAAAGUAGGUACACUAUCUUCAUGUUCCCUGCACCACGAUGUUUUAAUCUUUAAUCAAGUUUAAUUUAAUCUUUUAUCGAGUUUAUUUAAUUAACGCGAGAUCGUUACGAUGAUCGGAAAUCGUUCUGGAUUAACGAACCAGAAGCACAGUUAGACUCUUCUUUCUUUAAAAAAAGAAAAAGAUAAAAAUAUUUUACUAAACUGCGGAUAGCGGAAAUAGAACUGAGCAUUGGAGAAACGUAAGAAAGUUAUUUAGUGAUUAUAUUGCAUGUAGUAUUUGCAUUGUGUCAAUUUUAUAUAUAUAUAUAUAUAUAUAAAUAUAUAGCUAAUAUAAAUAUAUACAUUAUCUUACUUGUGAUUGUGACACUCUCUUUUUGUACAUAAGAUGUAAAAUGCGAGAUGAUUCGAUUAAAUAUUAAAUAUAAUAAGGUGACUAUAUAUAUAUAUACAUAUAUAUAUAUAUAUAUAUAUAUACUGUACGUCUUUAAAUUUAUAUUUUAAUAAUCACUUAACAAUUAUCGCGUGUUCUAUAUGCGUGCGAAACUUGCUCGAUCCUCAUGUUUGCGGAUUUGUAUUGGCUACGCGAGAAUGUAUUAUUUUUAACGCAGAUGUGACAAAGGUGAUCGUUAGGAUAAAAUUUAUGACUGUUCGUGCGUUUUGCGGGCGUAUAUUUGCCGGGAUUUUCACGAUAUGGUUGCGAGUGAUCGCUACAUUUGAAAGUUCUUUGAAAGGUAGUGUCCGUAGCGUUAAGAAACCUUUUUUACGUAAACUCUCCUCGAUGAAAAGUCUACGAUGUGAUAAAAAAAUUUUAAUCGAUCGCACGCGUCUAUCGAUGUACGUAUACAUAUAUCGUUAUGCGUGUGCUGAAUAGACGUGUGUUGUGUUGCGAAAAUUUACAUGAGCGCGUGAAAUACCUAUUUUCUAUAUGCAUUGUGAUCGAUACUAACGAUCAGUCUAGUACUACUGCUGUUGCGUCAUUGUAAAUUUUAUUAUCGUACACAGUAAAAGAUGCGAACGGUGCCGUCAAUUAUAAUAUACAUUCGGUGCCUGGUACAAUGCGAAAUCUGUUCGUUUCAAGGUGAAUAGAAAGAUUCCUAUGCGAAUCGCGGAUAGAAUCCCGUCGUUUCCCUAGAUUGGCUGGAUUUCCUAUUGUGCCCCGUUAUGAGGAUAUUACGUUAACCGGUGCAACACGUAUGUGUAUUGCUUGCGUAUAAGUCGUAAGAUAAUUACUCUCAGAUGCUUGGGUCUCUUGUGUGGAUCGUUAGUGUUGCUAUUAUUAUUUGUACCCCGAGAUACUUUAUUAUGCAAAACUCUCGCCUUUAUCUUACCCUUGUAAUUUGCGUUUAACGCGCCGCGUCGUGUUGCAUCCAAGCGAGUGUAAAGCGAGAAACCCAUCAAUUCAAUGCCGUAAUUGUGGCUGGUGUCGCACUCGGAAUUUCGACCGCGGAUACAAGAAAAAAAUGAUGUGACAAUAUUAACUAACGGUAGUUCAAUUGAAAAUAAUCUUAUUAAUUCAUAGUAUUAAUAAAACGCAUAACAUUUUAUUAAAACACAAGAGUAAUAUUUGUUUCAUUAAUAUUACUGUUAAAUUAAUAAGAUUAUUUUCAAAUUUGAUUACUCAGUUGUGUUGUUAAUACAUCAUUUUUUCCAUAUAUAAUAAUAUAUCCGUAAAUGGUAGAACAGUUUAUGCGCGACAUAUUAAUCGCAAAUAAUUUACUAUGAAUGUAUGUGUAGAAUCCACUCGAGAUCGGCGCAAUAUAUUCUACAUUAAAUUUUUGCAUUGAAAAAUUUAUGUGUAAAUACGUAUGACUAAAUUUUUACGCGAGUCAUCAUACAUCACGUGUUAUCUCUUUGUCUGUCAGGAGCGAUGCGCAGUCGUCUAAACAAUUUUACAUAAUACCAGUUAUUAUCGCGCGAAUCGAAAAGUUCGAAGCCGAAAGUAGCCGAGACAAUCGAUUUGAUUAUGUAUGUAAAUACAAAUGUAACUAAAUUCUGAGAGACGACGGCAGAAAAAAAGCGAUAAUUUAUUUCGAGAAGAACAGCGAUUGUGAUCGUGUUAUUUAUUAUUAAUCCAAGCGGAUGUUUAUUGCAAAUUCUUAAGAAAAUACGAAGUUGUAAAUAAAUAUAUUACUAUGAGAAAGAGAAAAAACAAGAA
Monomorium pharaonis (pharaoh ant) is the source of this 10053-nucleotide messenger RNA. It is a transcript of the gene RhoGAP19D, whose product is annotated as rho GTPase-activating protein 21. The coding region runs from base 1019 to 7558 and encodes 2179 amino acids. The transcript is spliced from 21 exons. NCBI's taxonomy places the organism in Eukaryota, Metazoa, Arthropoda, Insecta, Hymenoptera, Formicidae. Gene Ontology annotation, molecular function: phospholipid binding; protein binding. The record is from RefSeq and is a predicted model, not a curated record. Gene Ontology annotation, biological process: signal transduction.